This is a messenger RNA of Oryctolagus cuniculus (rabbit), 11521 nucleotides long. RefSeq names its product activating transcription factor 7 interacting protein (gene ATF7IP). NCBI's taxonomy places the organism in Eukaryota, Metazoa, Chordata, Mammalia, Lagomorpha, Leporidae. Gene Ontology annotation, molecular function: protein binding; transcription coregulator activity. The record is from RefSeq and is a predicted model, not a curated record. Gene Ontology annotation, biological process: regulation of DNA-templated transcription. Gene Ontology annotation, cellular component: transcription regulator complex; nucleus.
GAGAGGCAGAGAGAGAGAUCUUCCAUUGGUUGGUUCAUUCUCUAAGUGGCCGUAAUGGCUAGGGCUGAGCCAGACUGACGCCAGGAGCGUCUUCUGGGUCUCCCAUGUGGGUGGUAGGGGCCCAAGCAUUUGGGUCAUCUUGUCAUCUUCUGUUGCUUUUCCCAGGCACAUUAGCAGGGAGCUGGAUGGGAAGUGGAGCAGCCAGGACAAGAACUGGCACUCGUAUGGGAUACUGGCAUUUCAGGCAGUAGCUUUGCCCACCAUGCUACAGUGCCGGCCCCUCUUCCCUAGUUUCUUGUAGACUUCUUUGGAGUUCUGCUAUGCUAAGCACACAGUAGUACAAAUAUUCUAGCAGAAUAGUGCAUUAAAAAAAAUCUUAAAAAAUAGAAAAUGUCCUACAGAAGGUAUUUUUUUCUAUCUUGGAUUCUGAAGUGCAGAGAUUUGCAUGCCGAGACAGAAUGUAGUUGACUCCUUCCUGUAAAGUAAGAGUUGAGAUCCUAAAAAUGAAGAUUCUUAAAGAUGUAAGAUUUUCUGAAAUUUUUGUGGUAGAAAUAAGCAUACUGAGAAUUAGUUACAGCUCAUCAUCUACUGAGAAAAUACUGGUAACACUAAGGGAAAAAAUGGAGAAUGAAUUAAGAUGUGAUUUCUUCACUCUUACAAUGAUUAGUUGGAUAACCAAGAUACAAGUAAUGAAAUGUGGUGAGUACAAUAAUAUACAUAAGAAGAUCUUGAGAGAGCAGUUACAGCUGGUUUGGGGGAUGGGCAUAGUAAGAAGAAAGGAGAGUAAGAAAGGAUUGUCAGUGAUAAAAUAAUUUAGACUAAAUCAUGAUAGGAUUUGCCAGGUGAACUGGGAUAAUGUCUUUGGGUCUGAAAGUAAAGGGGCUUUGACAGUGACACUAGUUAAUCUGAGUAACAGUCUCAUUUUCCUUUCCUAACCUGUCCUCAUCAGAUGCAGAAACAGAACUGAUGUCAGAGGGGUAGAUGAAGAUAUGUGGGCUGGGGCUAUUUCAACUGUUAAUCAGUUUUGUGAAUUUAUUUAAUCUCUGAGUCUGUUACUGGUGUCAAGAACUGGCAAUAAAAAUCUACCCUCAGGGCUAGUGUGAGAAUUGAUUGAAAUGGUGUGUAUACAACUUAUCUGAAGCCUUGAUCCAUAAUACUGUCCUUUGCUACUCUUUUGUCUUGCAAAGUCCCUUUCCAGAUAGAGGCAUUCAGCAUACUUAUUGAUUUUAUUUAAGUAUCCUGGGAUAGUAGAGAAAAACCUAACAAAUUCUUAGGAGAAUUGUAAUACUGAAAGACAAUGGGUACAGUGAUAGAGCUUACAUUCCGUAUCUUAUUUUGAAAUCUAAAUUAGGUGAAAAAUAGCUUUUCAGCUACUGUUAGUAGAUAGCAGCUUUUUCUAUCUAUUCUAAGAAUACAGUUUAGACUAAGAAGAAAGUAGUUAGGAUUUACUUUGGAAAGAUAUUUGACAAGACAAGGGAGGGUUGAAGAGGGCAGAAGCGUAGUAUCUGUGCUUGAGAGUGUUACAUAAUUUAAAUUUUGUGGAUCAGACUUCCCUCAAUCUCAUAUUCAUCAGGCAAGUAUAAAUGUUUCGGUUCUUUGUCUGGGCCCUGGACUGCCAUCCCCAUUUCAAUAAUAUGCCAGUGCCAUAGCAGUGUUUUGUCUGUUCCAGUCUUUUCUACUUUAUCCCCCUUAUGUUUUUCAUGAAUAAACUUUGCUUGAGCCACCCUCAGAGAAUCAUAUAUAUACAUAUUUACUUAUUUAUUUUUUGAAUGACCAAUACAGAGAGACUUCCCAUUCAUUGAUUUACUCCAUAAAUGCCCAUAACAGCUGAGGCAGGGCCAGGCUGAAGCUAGGAGGCCAGAACUCCAUCUUGUUUUCCCCCUUGGGAAACCUGUUGCUUCCCUGGGUUUACAUUAUCAGGAAGCUGGAUUAGGAGGGGAGCUGAGACUCUAACCUAGAACUCUGAUAUGAGAUUUAAGUGCCUCAAGUGGUAUCUUAACUGCUCCGUCAAAUAAGCUCCAAUAGUUAUAUUUUUAAGAAUUAAUAUGGCUUAGAUCAAUUAUAACUUUGAUUUUUCAUGAUACUGCACUUAAAGCAGUUUUUACAUUCAUGAUCCAGUCUGCCCCAGGAAAAAUAAAUAAGGAUCUUUUAAAGCUGAGUAAUUCAAGACUUUUUAAUGAAAAAUUUCAAAAAUAUACUGAAAGAAUGGAUUCCAUAUGCUCAUCAUUCAGCUUGAAUAAUUAUCUCUUCUUUUUAACUCUAUUCCUGCCAUCUUCUUUAUACCCUGAAAAAGUUUUAAUAAAUGCUUACAUUUAAUGAUAGAUAGAGGAAAAGAUAGCACAAGAUAACUAAAUUCUAGGAAGAUAGAUCAAGGAAGAGAGAAGAAAAUGUGGAUUAUAUAGCUAAUGGGAACUGUCAAGCAAACAGGUUCAUUGUGUGCAUUUGUCCUCUUCUUGAUGACACUAUUAGUAUCCUUCCCUUAUUUGUCUUGUUAAUAUACCCUGCAGACUGAGUUUUACCCUUUUGUGCUCUCUUUUUGCCCCCCCAGAUUAUCUACAUUAUUUUUAUUUGCUUUUCAUUCAUAUCAGAAUGUUGGGAGGAUAGUAGCGGGCAUGAAAUGUAAUUUGCACUGGGACCAAAUACUCACCUGGGGAUGUAUUUGUGACCAUCUGGACUACUGGAGAGAAGAAAUUAUUUUUAUCUUUAUUGGUAAAUUACUCAAAAUAAGCUCUGUUGCUACCUAAUUCUAAGGACACUAUUGUCAAGAUUCAAACUGGAUUGUAAGCUGUAACCAUCCUGUUAACAUUGGAGCACUUUGGGGCUUAGACUGUGAGGAGAAAAUCUUUAAUUAGCCUUCUAUAAAUUGAAAUUAACUUGAUCAAAUGAAUAUCAAUGUAAAAAACUUAGUUUUCCAGAUAUAAAGUUGAAACUCUUUUCAUGAUAAAAGUAAAAUAGAAGGUUAAAAAAAAAAAAAAAAAAACAGGCCUUGAGCAAGGUUUUGGCUUUUUUUUUUCUGGACUGAAAUGGAGGCUUUCUUUCAAGCGAAUUCCCUGAUGUUUGCUCUGUGUGAUUUGGCUCUAUCUCUGUAACUGCUAAUAUGUGGCAUGGAUUUCAAGUUGUUUGGGAUCUGGAUGUACCCAAAGUCUGUUUUGCAAGUCGGAAUUCACGGGCAUUAUGUUACAAAACUGGCUUGCUGCCUUCUUUUUUCUUUCCCUGUGUUCUGUGUAGCUGCAUUGUUUGUUGCAGUAUAUGCAUUAGCUGUUGUCCGUGUUCAGUUUCCUGUAGGCUGACAAAGUGGGAGGGGCUCCGUGUGAUACAUAGCUGAGUUUUCACUCUGUGAGUUCUUGAGUGCACGUUGCAGCCAUCUUAAUUACACUUUUGUGCAACUGAGACUGUGCAGCUGUCUCAAAAUGGCUGCUAUCCUAGCCUUUGUAGCUGCUUAAGCAGCAAGUAUGCCACUGAGGAGUCUUGCUACUUGCAUCAGGACCAGAGCUCUACUUUCCAUCCAGCUUCCUGCUGAUGGCCUGGGAAAAACAGAGGAAGAUGGAACAUCUGCUUGGGCCCCUGCUACCCACGUGGGAGACCCUGAUGAAGCUCCUGGCUCCCCCAUUGGGGCCAUUUUGAGAGUGAAUCAGAAUGGAAGAUCCCUGUUUCUCUGUCUCUCCCUCUCUGUCUUUCAAAUAAAAUAAGUAAAUCUUUAAAAAAAUUUAAAAAACAAGGUUCAAAAUGGAUGGUAUAGAAGAACCUCAGAAAAAAGUCUUUAAGGCUCGUAAAACCAUGAGAGUGAGUGAUCGUCAACAGCUUGAAGCAGUCUACAAGGUCAAAGAAGAACUGUUGAAAACUGAUGUCAAGCUGUUAAACGGCAACCAUGAAAAUGGAGAUUUAGACCCAACCUCGCCUUUGGAAAACACAGAUUAUAUUAAAGACAAGGAAGAAGUGAAUGGCAUUGAAGAUACUUGUUUUGACCCUGAAGAAAGUAAAACAGAAUGGAAAGAAACACCGUGUAAUCUAAAUGUUAAUGUAAAAAACAAGCAGGACGAUGAUUUAAAUUGUGAACUCUUGUCUCCUAGUAAUGCAACCUCUGAACCAGCCUCUAAACUGACCGCUGAGCUAGCGUCUCAUGAUCCAGCUUCUGCUGAUCUGACUCCUGGCGAUCCAGCUUCUGGCGAGUCCACCUCUGGCGAGUCCACCCCUGGUGAUCCUUCCUGUGGUGAAACUGCUUCUGGUGAUCUCUCCUGUGGUGAUCCCGCCUCUGGUGAUCCCAUCUCUGGUGAGCCAGGUAAACCAGUCUCUGUUGAACCGGACUCUGGGGAGCCAGUCCCUGACAAACUGGCCUCUGGUGAGCCAGCCUCCGGUGAUCCAGCUUCUUGUGGUGAUCCAGCAUCUUGUGGUGAUCCAGCUUCUAGUAAACCUGCCUCUGAUGAACUGACCUCUGGUGACCUGGCCUCUGGUGACCUGGUCUCAAGUGACCUGGCCAAGGGUGACUUGGCCUCCGGUGAACUGGCCAAGGGUGAAUUGGCCUUAGGUGACCCAGCUUCUGGUGACCCUGUAUCUAGUGAAUUGACCUCUAAUGAACUAACUCCUGAAUCAGCCCUUGAUUCCAACUUGGAUCCAAGCUCUGUACCAGAUUGUGAACCAUUUCCUGAAACAGACAAUGCAAAGCCAAGCAGCAAUAAAGAUGAUUUUCUUGAAAAAAAUGAGGAUGAUGAAAAGUUAGACCAAAUUCAGAAUAAGGACUCAAUUGAUGAGAAAAAUAAAGCUGAUAGUAAUAGUGAUGCUAAUGAAGAAACUGUAGAAACAGAUGACACAGUGAUUUGUUCAAAUCUACCUCCUGAAAAUGAAAAGAAGGUAGAGGAAGGUCCUUUUACAGAGCUUGCUCUUGGAGAAGAGACCAUAUCUAGCAGUAUGGAAAUUGACCAAAGUGAAAAGAAUGAAGAUGAAAAUUCUGCAGACCUUAUAGAAACUAUUAGUGAAAAUGUUAUAAAAAAUGACAAAAAUGAGAAUAUCUUAGAAAAUACAGAUUCUAUGGAGACAGAUGAAAUCAUUCCUAUUUUGGAAAAGCUUGCACCUGCUGAGGAUGAACUUACCUGCUUUUCCAAAACGUCUCUCCUUCCAAUUGAUGAGGCAAAUCCAGAUUUGGAAGAGAAAAUGGAAGCUUCUUUUGGUUCCCCAUCCAAACAAGAAAGUAGUGAGAGUUUACCAAAAGAAGCCUUUUUGGUCCUCUCUGAUGAGGAAGAUAUUUCAGGUGAAAAAGAUGAAUCUGAAGUUAUAUCACAAAAUGAAACAUGCUCUCCAGCAGAAGUAGAAAGUAAUGAAAAGGACAGUAAACCUGAAGAGGAAGAAGAACAAGUGAUAAAUGAAGAAGAUGAAAGACCUGAGAAAAAUGAAUUUUCCAGAAGAAAACGUUCUAAAUCAGAGGACAUGGACAAUGUACAGUCCAAACGCCGCCGAUAUGUGGAAGAAGAAUAUGAGGCAGAAUUUCAAGUAAAGAUUACAACCAAAGGAGACAUUAACCAGAAGCUUCAAAAGGUUAUACAGUGGUUACUAGAAGAAAAGUUGUGUGCACUACAGUGUGCUGUGUUUGAUAAGACUUUGGCAGAAUUGAAAACAAGAGUGGAAAAGAUUGAAUGUAACAAGAGGCAUAAGACAGUUCUUACUGAACUACAGGCCAAGAUAGCAAGGUUAACCAAACGCUUUGGAGCAGCCAAAGAAGAUCUUAAGAAAAGACAAGAAAAUCCACCAAAUCCACCUGUGUCACCAGGAAAGUCUACAAAUGAUGUCAACAGCAAUAAUAAUAUGCCCUACAGGAAUGCAAGCACAGUAAGACAGAUGCUGGAAUCCAAAAGAAAUGCAAGUGAGAGUACACCACCAUCUUUUCAAACUCCUGUAAAUACAGUAUCUUCAACCAACCUUGUCACUCCACCAACAGUUGUCAAUAGUCAACCUAAAUUGCAGACUCCAGCAACUUCGGGUUCUCUGACACCAGCUUCAGUUCUUCCUGCACCCAACACAGCUACAGUUGUUGCUUCUACUCAGGUGCCUAGUGGAAAUCCCCAGCCUACAAUCUCAUUACAAUCUUUGCCAGUGAUUUUGCAUGUUCCUGUUGCGGUGUCCUCCCAGCCUCAGCUCCUGCAGAGCCAUCCAGGGACUUUGGUGACCAAUCAACCAUCUGGCAACGUUGAAUUUAUAUCUGUGCAGAGCCCACCUGCUGUUAGUGGUCUUACCAAAAAUUCAGUAUCCUUGCCAUCCUUGCCAAAUCCCACAAAACCAAACAGUGCUCCGUCUGUACCCAGUCCUAGUAUUCAAAGGAACUCUCCUGCCAGUGCGGCACCAUUAGGAACAACGCUUGCUGUGCAGGCUGUGCCAACAGCACACUCUAUUGUACAAGCCACAAGGACUUCAUUGCCCACUGUAGGACCAUCAGGACUUUAUAGUUCAUCCAGUAAUCGAGGUCCUAUACAAAUGAAAAUUCCAAUCUCAGCUUUUAAUACUUCAUCUCCUGCAGAACAGAGUGGCACUACUACCCCAAGAGUUGAAAACCAGACAAACAAAACAAUAGAAGCUUCUGUUAAUAAGAAGGCAGCUGAUAGCACAUCACAGAGUGGAAAAGUGACUGGUAGUGAUUCAGGUGGUGUCAUUGACCUCACAAUGGAUGAUGAAGAGAAUGGAGCUUCACAAGAUCCCAAAAAGCUAAAUCAUACUCCUGUAUCAACCAUGGGUUCUGCUCAGCCUCUAUCUCGACCAUUGCAACCCAUCCAACCAGCACCACCUCUUCAGCCAUCUGGGGUACCAACAAGUGGACCAUCUCAAACAACAAUACACUUGCUACCUACAGCUCCAACCACAGUGAAUGUAACACAUCGUCCAGCUACUCAGGUGACCACAAGACUCCCUGUACCAAGAGCUCCUGGAAACCAACAAGUGGUUUAUACAACUCUUCCAGCACCACCAGCUCAGGCGCCCCUGCGAGGAACUGUUAUGCAGGCUCCUGCUGUUAGGCAGGUCAAUCCCCAAAAUAGUGUUACAGUUCGAGUGCCUCAAACAACCACAUAUGUUGUAAACAGUGGCCUGACCCUGGGAUCAACAGGACCUCAGCUCACCGUGCAUCAUCGACCACCACAAGUGCAUACUGAGCCCCCACGCCCUGUGCACCCAGCACCCUUACCAGAAGCCCCACAACCACAGCGUCUGCCCCCAGAAGCUGCCAGCACAUCUCUGCCUCAGAAGCCACACUUGAAAUUAGCACGAGUUCAGAGUCAAAAUGGCAUUGUACUGUCAUGGAGUGUCCUGGAGGUGGAUCGAAGCUGUGCCACUGUUGAUAGCUACCAUCUCUAUGCUUACCAUGAGGAACCCAGUGCCACUGUGCCCUCACAAUGGAAAAAGAUUGGGGAGGUAAAGGCACUUCCCUUGCCCAUGGCAUGUACUCUCACCCAGUUUGUAUCUGGCAGCAAGUACUACUUUGCAGUACGGGCCAAGGAUAUUUAUGGACGUUUUGGACCAUUCUGUGAUCCACAGUCAACGGAUGUGAUCUCUUCUUCCCAGAGCAGUUAAACCUUGGAGCCUUUAUCUCUUCUUCUUUGAAAAGUUCCACUUUUUGGUCUUGUUUUUAAUCUUGUGCAUGAUAACCAAUGUAAAAUCCACAUUGUGCAAGAUUUCUUGGAACAGAUGUAAUACACUACAUUUGUUUAUAACCAGAAGUGAAAUAAACUCAGCCCAUAAAGCAAGAAUCUUUUCCUGGACAAUUCAAGCUUCAGGGUUUUGAAAUGUAAAUGUGUACCUUGCUUUAAUUUUGAGGUUGGGGAAUAUGUAUGUGUUCGUGUUCUGUGUUUUUUCUCUAUUUAUAUGUUCAUUGCAAUGGAUUGCCCAUUUUCAUUCUCAAAUUUACCUCUAUUCCAGUAUGAAGUAGAUCACAGGAUCUGAGGUAUGUAACUGGCAUGAUUCUACUGCUGACAGAUGUGUAGGAUCAAAGUUAAAUGAUUUAAAUACAGUGUAAACAAAACCCAAAGAAAAAAGCAAAACAGCUAAAUAAUUUAAAGUAGGUUAAUUUGAACACAGCAAAGGAUCUAUUCAUCUUCUUUCUGGCUUGUUAAUUAGUAAAAUAAGAUCUACAGUGGCUCCUUCCUUUCCUGUUUUUUGCAUUUAUUUUGUGCCUUAACGAUUAAUUGCAAAAUUAGAUAUGGCCGUAUGUCCAUUCUUCCUUUCCUGUUUUUUUACCCAGUUCUCCUUUAUCUCCACCAAAUACAGUGCAUGCACACACACACACCCAUAAGAAAAUUUUCAGCAAAGGCCUUCGUAUAUAAUCUAUUACUCAUUUGUGGCAUUGCUAAAAUAUUUACUUGCUGUUUUCUUCUAAGAAUAUAGAUACUUUUAUUUUUGGCCACAAUUUUAAUUCUGUUAAAAUGACCAAGAAAAAACUAUGUUGUGGAAGAAAAUUCUCCAGACGUACUUUGGUAUCUGUGUUACACACUGUGUUGAUGUUAUGGAAGCAACUCUUGUUCACUUUAUCACCCAAAGUGUAAUACUCUUUAAAGAAAGCAAAUAGUAAAAUUCACAAAAUACAGUGAGCUAAAAUAAUCAAGGGGAAAACUCCUUUCCCCUUUUACAUCACCCUGUCUUAACCUUUAUUUGAUGGUGCCAUAUUGAGUCUGAUUUAGCUGAUUGGCUAGAAUUUAAAGUAUAUCCUUUGAGAUUAUAUAAAAACAUAACUUGUGUAUAUCUCCAUUCCUCUCAGAGUUCAUAAAAUUCAGCAUAGGUCAUGGAAUUGCAAUAUGAGUGUCGGUUGUACUUGUGUCAGGUUGUUGUUUUGAGUGUAGUUUAGGACAAGAAAGCUAAGUUUUUGGGAUGAGAGUAUGGUUGCAUAUUUUGAAAGAAAUUUGCAGUUUGUGAAGUAGCUUUUCAAGUCCUCUUCCUCUAGUUUUUCAACUCAUAUUUCUGUGCUCUCAAAUUGGUCAUUUUCCCACUUCAUGUUAUAGAAAGGGGCUAUCCCUUUUGUUAGUGGUGUUUUAUCUACUUGUAAAAAAUGUUUAGAUGCUUUUCAGUGGCCAGUGUGCUGUCAACUGAGAAAUGGGGAUUGAUAAUGAAAAAAGCCUACAGAUUGCCAAAAUGUAUAUGCUCCAAACCUUCCUUUCUCAGAAAAUGAGACCACAGUGAGAAUUCAGGUUUCCCAUGAAUUGCAUUUGCCAAUCAGUAAUGCAGAUAUUACACAUUAUACAACUACUGAUAGUAAAGUUGCCAGUGUCAUAAAAUUUUAAAAAGGAGAAAUUGAUGGUCUUAGAUGUUUAUGAUCACCUAUUUGCAUGUGUAUUAUGUUUUUACCAGCAGUGGUUGCAGUGUUAUGAUCAUUCUUGCCUACAGAAGAGAAAGCCUGUUUUCAAAAUUGUUUUUUUAUUGGCCAGUUUUAAGUUAUAUGGUAACAAGUUACCUAUCUACCCUACAAAACUUUUGAUGAACGUUUUCACUAUACUCAUUAGUCUUUUUUUUUAAAGCUUUUAUAGCAUCAUAUACAUAUUAUCAAGUGAAGAAAAGAUUAAUAGAAUGAAGAUCUCAUUAUUGUCAGUCUUCUGUCAAAAGAAAUUCUCAGUUAACCCUAGAAGAUGUACUACAAUAACAGAAUUACAAAGAGAAUGUAAUGGUUAAGGAAAAAAUAUGUAAGAUGGUGUCCUCAAAAUAGCCUGUUGAUGAGGGCAAUAACAGUUGGAUUUACUGAAAGGUACUAGGCUAGAAUAGCGCUAGGUUGGCUUUUAUUUGGAGGUUUUAAUAUUGAGUGCUUUUUGUCUAUUUCAUUUCUGAUGGGAGAGAAUGGAGGAUUCAGUUAGAAAUUACUACUGAUGACAUUUUAGUAGCAGUUCACACUCCGUGGUUAUCUUUUUUUAGUUUAUGGUACCUUUUCAUGAAGUAUUAUGAAUAAGCUAAAUUAUCCCAUUUGGGGAAUGCAAGUUUGCUACAUUUUUAGCCUGAUAAUACUUCUGUAGGUAUUGCCUUAUUGGAAAUCCUGGAAGCUUCUGAUAUUUCAACCUGGAAUAUAAGAUGUUUAUAUGGCAUUUAAAGGUAACAGUGAUGUUUGUUACUCUCUACUUUGCACUUUGUCAGAGUAAAUUUCACCCUGUUUUAAGUGUGAGUAAGCCUCUUUUUGAAAUUACGUUGUUGGAUUUAUAAAUUACAUACAAAGACAACGUGCUGUUAACAGUUUGAGGUAACUAUUUUUUCUUUCUCUGGACUCACCUUUUAAAAUAUGCAGAAUACUGUGUAUUAUUUAACAUAGUAUAUAUAACUAUCAGAGAAGUGGAGAGCUUUCCUCCCUGAGUGAAGAAUAUUGAUUGGGAAACCAUUUGCCUCACAGAGAGGUAGUCCCCACUCUCCUUUUCAUUCUUAGCAGGUAAGAAGUACCUUGAAAACAGUGAGCUAAACGGAGAAGCUUAGGGUCUUAACCUAGGUGCUUCUCUGCAGAAGUCUUUAAAAGCAGGCUGCACCAUUGAAUUUCCUUACUGCAUUGGAGAAGUAUUAACUUAGUUUUUGUUGUUUGCUCUUUUACUUUAAAUAAUUUCUGAAUUAUCAUUUACUCAGCAAGGCUAGUGUUACUAUUGCAUGAUAUGCAUUUAUCUCAUCCCAUAAGUUCUCCAGUACUGUAUAAUUGUAUAAGAUCAACAAAAUAAUGCCUGUGGUAUCCUCACUCAGCACAGUGGGGUACUGCAAAACUUCUGAAUGUGUUCCGAUUGAACUUCUUGGGCCAUUGUAGUAUCUUCAGUAUCCCAUGUUUUUUGGUUCUUGCUGUUUUAUUGUUGACCCAUGGCUGGCCUGUUUUCUGAUUUCCAGAGAAACCAUGUCCCAGUAAUACAUUAUUGCAGAUAACUGUCUAAAACUAGUGUAUGAUUCUGCCUUCCUCACUUUUUACUGGGCAUACACACACACCAAAAAGCAGAACAAGUCUCAUGGUGUUCCUUGGCAUGGCAGAUUUAUGUAAUUCUGAAAUAUUCAUCCCCUUGAGCCAGCCAGUGGGGAGGAAUAGAAUAAUACAAAUGUAUUGUUUUUUCUUCAGAUGACUUUAUCAUGUUAAAAUAAGCUUUUGUUGUUUUAUUUGUAGAGUCAGCUAAGUACCUAUCAUUUAUAUUUAAAUGUUAUCCUUUUAUUCUGUGAGGGUUGGGUUUUUUUGUUUUCUUUUUGAUGUGAUUGUUUUUGUAAAUAGGGUAACUGGGCAAUCAAACACCUUUUGGGGAUCCUGGCUUUAGUAUUUUAUUAGUCAUUUCAAGACUAAAUAUUAAAAUAAACCCUUUGUAGGAAACUUGCAUCCUGAUUUUUCUUUAUUGCAAAGUGUAAAUAGUAAGACAAUGUAAGACCUUCCUAAUGUCUAAUAUAAACUGGGCAUGUUGCCCUAUUUUUAUUAGGUCUUGAAGGUUUUUGUGGGUAAUUUUUUUCUUUUUAAAUGUAUAGUCAAGUGCUGUCUGUGUAAAUGUUAACUGUAGUGGGGUUUUGUCCGGCAAGCCUGAAAUUUAUACUUUGAAAUAAACAACUGGGUUUUUUAACA